Messenger RNA from Exophiala bonariae, 768 nucleotides. RefSeq lists its product as uncharacterized. Gene Ontology annotation, molecular function: FMN binding. The transcript is spliced from 2 exons. NCBI's taxonomy places the organism in Eukaryota, Fungi, Ascomycota, Eurotiomycetes, Chaetothyriales, Herpotrichiellaceae. The record is from RefSeq and is a predicted model, not a curated record. The coding region runs from base 1 to 768 and encodes 255 amino acids.
AUGGUAUUCUAUCAACCGGGGAAAACGGAUCAUAAUCUGCCACGAGAUCCAUUCAAGGCCUGUGUUGUGCCCCGACCCAUCGGUUGGAUCAGCACUGUAUCUCCACCCAAUGUGACUUCACCUUCUCAACAAGAGAAUGGCACUUCCUCCGCAGCACCUGUGCACAAUCUGGCUCCAUAUAGCCAGUUCAACAACUUAACCUUCGAUCCACCAUAUGUCAUGUUUUCAGCAAACCAGACCGGCUUUGGGGAGCGGAAGGACACCACCCGCAACGCUGAGGCAACAGGCGUCUUCUGCUGGCAAUUGGCCACUUGGGACCUGCGAGAAGCCGUCAACAAAUCAGCUGAAGCUGUUCCAUAUGGCGUGGACGAGUUCGAGAGGGCAGGUCUGGAGAAAACGUGGUCCGAGGUAUUGAAGACUCCGGUUCCUAUGGUCAAGCAGAGCCCUGUCCGGUUCGAGUGUGAAUACUACACGACUUUGAGACUUCCCGGAAAUCCUCCUAUGGGAACCGUUGAUGUGGUGGUUGGCAAGGUGGUCGGCAUCCACAUCAGUGAAGAUGUCUUGACUGAUGGUAAGAUUGACAUCAGAAAGACCCAGCCCAUCGCUCGAUGUGGCUACUACGAGUACAUUGUGGCCCGAGAGACUUUCGAGAUGAUCAUACCUGGUGAUGGUGCCAAUCUGUUUGGCUUGGAAGGAAGUGUUGCAAAACACAAAGCACUGCGCGAAUCAGUUGAGAAGGGGGAAGUCGAUGGUACUGGUCCGCCUUAA